AUGUCUUCCGGCAUCACCGCGUUGCCAGCGGACAUCAAUCCGGCACUUGUUCCAGUCAUUGGAGUCAAACUCCGGUCAUCUCCUUACACUGACAUCGAACUCCAUUUGCACCUCGAAAAGCCCAAUCCCUGGGAUUUACUCGAGGCAUACAAGCAGCCGUACUAUCACAUCAACAAUUCAACGUCCCCAGCAGCGAAACUUGGCCUUUCUCGUCAAGUUCUCGAACUCUUCCGCCUCACAGAGUUGCCGCUCGAGGUCAUCUACUGUAUCGCUGAGAUGCUUCCUCCCGAGUCCGCCGCCUGCUUGGCCCUCGUCAACAAGACAUUCUACGAGAUCUUGGCUCAUCGCUUUCUCAAGCUUGAGACAUAUAGCCGCUGGAGGUUCCUAGUCCUACUUGAGAAGGACAUGAUCUUUCUUGUCGCAUGUGCCGACUGUAUGACGCUUCACAGCCCACUCAUCGCGUGGGAUGAAAACACAGGCAUGUCGUGUCUGAACCAGGAUCUAGAGCGCGGCCUGCCUCAUUCAAUUACCUAUCCCAUUGUGCGCUUAAUUGCCAAGACCCAUCUUCAGAAUCUGAACCACAGCGAGAUCCUGGGCUAUACGAACCAGUAUUUCACGCAUUUCGGCAAGAGCCUGCAGUACAACGACUCAUCUUCCUGCCGGGUGGUCAAAGGCAAUCUCCUCCAACGACGACAGAUAGUCGUGCGGCCUCUCAGAGGCGACACAAUGACCAUGCGCUCCCUAUACAAACUUGGUCGAGUAUUAAAUCCACACUACUUUGAGCCCCUUUGUCACCACAAGGCGUGGUAUCGGGCUACCUCUGUCGAUCUACGAGUUCACGCCGACAAGAUCGCAGACUGCCACAACCAGGCACACCAUAAUACCACUGAGGGUAUGCAUAUCGGAAUGCACAGAGAGUUAUGCUUUAGCAGAAAGGACGCGAUAGAGAUACUUGGAGAGAAGGGUCUGAAGUCCGGGAUGACCAAAACACUUCACCACACACUUUUCGCAAAGGAGGCAAAAGGCAGCGUGGGAAGAAUCCAAGGUUGUAAGAAAUGCUUUACCGACUACUGUGUUACCUUUGUCGACGUCGACGAUGCCGGGCGCUGUGUCGUCUUGACGUCAUGGAAAGACUUGGGUGGUCUUGGUCCGGACGAGAAGGCAAAAUGGGACAGUCACAGGUUCCCCUCACUGCUCGAAGUGCGCCGCCGUGGAGCCCCUGAGAGAGAUCUGGGUCGCUCUAAAGAGUCUCUCGGACAAAUAUUCUGCGCCUGGGAGGACAUGGACCCUGCUACAACCAAUCUGGAAGACCACUUGUACAUCCCGGAGCUGGGUCGACGCCUUGUUCGCGACCUCCAGGAGGCGGCUACUGAUGAGCAUGAAAGCUUCUCGCAAGUUGACGAGGAUAAGACAGAUGAUUCCGAUAAAUCUAACCAGUCUGAUUGGACUGAUGAGGCAGAUGAGGCGGACGAUCAUUAA
Molecule: messenger RNA, 1479 nt
Organism: Phaeoacremonium minimum UCRPA7
Lineage: Eukaryota; Fungi; Ascomycota; Sordariomycetes; Togniniales; Togniniaceae
Exons: 1
Coding region: 1-1479 (492 amino acids)
Molecular function (GO): protein binding
Source: RefSeq, a predicted model, not a curated record